Acaulospora colombiana is the source of this 297-nucleotide messenger RNA. Lineage: Eukaryota; Fungi; Glomeromycota; Glomeromycetes; Diversisporales; Acaulosporaceae. The record is from the annotation of a GenBank genome assembly.
AUGACGACAAAAGAACUCUCGGAUGAAUCUCUACACACCUUUCUGGACAUGCGACUCCUAUGGGGAAGGAAACCAGCUGGUAUACCAUUCUCCAUGCCUCUCGUAACACAAGACAACGAAGGGGAACAGUUAAGCGAUUGGAAGAGAUACUUGAAUAUCCACUACGCCCAGGAAACCUGGAAAAAGGUUACAGAGAGACGCCAGAAACCAAAAACCGAGGAGAAAGGAAAAGAGAGCGUAGACAUUGACCUUAUCUUUCUUCGGAUACAAAAAGCCGGGACUGACUCCCAACAGUGA